Molecule: messenger RNA, 243 nt
Organism: Aspergillus niger
Lineage: Eukaryota; Fungi; Ascomycota; Eurotiomycetes; Eurotiales; Aspergillaceae
Exons: 2
Coding region: 1-243 (80 amino acids)
Source: RefSeq, a predicted model, not a curated record
AUGAGUUUAGAGACCAAUGAAAGACAAGAUUCAUACACCAUUUUCGUUCCUGUGGCCUCCGUUCCUACAGAAUCAGGAAUUCAGUGGCCCGACGGAGGCACUUCCCGCACUCAUUUUGUCUUUCUUCCUUCCAGUACGUUCCGAUACUCCGCAAAUAGGCCCAGCAACACGAACCGUCCGUCCGUCCGUCGUGCCCCUCAUGUGGCUGUCUCUCUUUCUGUUUUCUUUUCUUUGCCCGAUUAG